AUGUAUGAGACCUCUGACACAGAAGCUGGCGCGUACGAGCAUCAUUACCAGCCUCGGGAUAAUGGCCAGCCUUGGGAUUAUGGCCAGCCUCGGGAUAAUGGCCAGCCUCGGGGUAAUGGCCAGCCUCGGGAUAAUGGCCAGCCUCGGGAUAAUGGCCAGCCUCGGGAUAAUGGCCAGCCUUGGGGUAAUGGCCAGCCUCGGGGUAAUGGCCAGCCUCGGGAUAAUGGCCAGCCUCGGGAUAAUGGUCAGCCUCGGGGUAAUGGCCAGCCUCGGGAUAAUAUCCAGCCUCUGGGUAAUGGCCAGCCUAGGUAUAAUGGCCAGCCUCGGGAUAAUGGCCAGUCUCGGGAUAAUGGCCAACCUCCCUCAUUGUUUCAACGUUCUGUGUUUCAAAGUAGAUUAACAAAAGAUGUGCAUGACGAAAUUGACAUUAACUCUUUCUCUCCUAAUUGA
Biomphalaria glabrata is the source of this 450-nucleotide messenger RNA. RefSeq names its product circumsporozoite protein-like. The record is from RefSeq and is a predicted model, not a curated record. The coding region runs from base 1 to 450 and encodes 149 amino acids. NCBI's taxonomy places the organism in Eukaryota, Metazoa, Mollusca, Gastropoda, Planorbidae. The transcript is spliced from 2 exons.